Molecule: messenger RNA, 896 nt
Organism: Tripterygium wilfordii
Lineage: Eukaryota; Viridiplantae; Streptophyta; Magnoliopsida; Celastrales; Celastraceae
Product: putative 4-hydroxy-4-methyl-2-oxoglutarate aldolase 2
Exons: 2
Coding region: 168-668 (166 amino acids)
Biological process (GO): regulation of RNA metabolic process
Molecular function (GO): ribonuclease inhibitor activity
Source: RefSeq, a predicted model, not a curated record
AAAAGUCCCACUCCCACGCGUUUUACAGCCAGAGGAGAUUCUCUCUCUCGCUCGCUCUGUGUGCCCGUCCAUUUCACUUCCUCCUCAUCUCUGCAUAAUUGAAUCACCGACUGUAGGUACUGGUCUCUACAUUUCUCUGCGGGAUCAAUCGGAGGUGCUCAGAAUAUAUGGCGUUGGUAACAACUGCUGAAGUUUGUGAUGCAAACCCGCAACUUCUUGUGAGUGGUGAACUCCGAGCACUCCAACCAAAUUUUCAGAUAUUUGGCAGACGCCCGAUGUUCUCUGGACCAAUAGUGACCCUCAAGGUGUUUGAAGACAACGUUUUGGUUCGCGAGUUUCUUGAGGAGAAAGGAAAUGGCAGAGUUCUUGUUGUAGAUGGUGGUGGGAGUUUGAGGUGUGCCAUACUUGGAGGCAAUCCUGUAGUACAAGCCCAAAACAAUGGAUGGGCAGGUAUAGUGGUUAAUGGCUGCAUAAGAGAUGUGGAUGAAAUCAAUGGUUGUGAUAUUGGUGUUAGAGCUCUGGCUUCUCAUCCAAUGAAAGCUAAUAAGAAAGGAAUUGGGGAGAAACAUGUCCCCAUAACCAUUGCUGGGACCAGAAUCUCUGAUGGGGAAUGGCUCUAUGCAGACACCGAUGGCAUCCUGAUUUCUCGCACAGAACUUUCUCUCUGAGCUUGUUCUCCACAGAACAGGUUUUGUGAGAACCUAUUUGUGGUAGUAGGCUGUAAGUUUUAUACUUAAUCUUGUGUUGCUUGAGCUCUUUCUUGAAUACUAGUUUGCUAAGCCCUUUCAGUUUGAUCAAAGUCUAUGAAGCUCCAGAAUAUGCUAAUUUGUUCCUUGUAACUGCUAUUUAGUUCAAUAAUACUUAAGAAAUUAUUAUGUUGCUCUCUCUUUAUAUGU